ACGAAUUCCACCGAACCCGCAAUUGACCACAUCACGGACUGGGAUUGUCCAGGAACACUGACUCAGUCAACGGCGGGUACGUACCUCUUAUAUCAUAUCGACGACGGCGGCAACAACAACAACACGAUCAUGUCCCAAGCAUUCCGUUUCCCAGCCGGCCCAGCAAGGAUCCGAACCCUCUACAUCCGAGUCAAGCCAGCACCAACCAGUCUGUCGGAGCGGCGCGCUGUCCUCCGCGCCCUGAGCCAACAUGGCAACAUUGAGAUGUUCAAGCAGCUCUACGACUCUUCCUCCUUCAUCUCCAUAGCAUCAUCCCAGAACGCGGCUGCCAGCAUCGUUCGAAGGAGUCCUCUUCAGUUCGAUGUCCUCGCUCGAAACUUAUUCGACCCUCGCGUCCCCGACUCCAUCCGACUGCCACCACCCAUAGAUACAUCGUCAGCCGUCUCAUUGCCCAGCGCCGUUACUACUGGCACUAUCACGAAUUCAAACUCCAAGUCCGGGCAAACAGAUCUCAAUCCACAACAGCUGCCGCUAUCCCCGUCCUCAUCCAAACUUCCAACUCUGCCCGAGCGAGACCCGACCGCCUUCGUAACCAAGACCUUUAUCCUCGAAGCCUUCAACGCCCCCGAAUACCCGCACAAGGAACACAUCCGCAUGUCCGCUCUGUACGGACCCUGGCCACGCGACGAUCCCGAUCCGCCUUCCCACGACACCCCCACGUCAUCAAAAAGGCUGACCCUCACAUCCGCCGCCCUGCGCGCCUCGGUCCCUCAAGACAUGGCCUACACCGGUCUGCACGACUGGGAGUCGGCGGGCCAAGAUGCCAUGGACGUCGAGGAGGCCACGGCUAUUGAGGAGGGAAUUUCGGCGGACUCGGCGACCAUGGUGAGGACGUGGAGGGCGUUUUGGAGGGAGAGGGUGGACAAAGGGGAUUCAUUACAGUAUCAACUUGGGACAACAGGUGAUAUGGGCAGCGCGUAUAGCCAUAUUAUGAAGAGGAAGAUGAAGCAAGAGAAUAAGAAGCGUAUUCAGAACAUGCUGUCUGGAUAGGUCGCGGCAACGAAACAACCAGGGCAGAACAAAAGAUGGGGAUGGGGAAGGGAAGAUGAGGGAGAAGGCGGCCUACUUUGUGGGUCAAGGGAAAAUCAGCGGAAGAAGAAGAUGCUGCAGUGCUGAAGGGUUUAAUUCCGGCACUGGGAACACGCCCAUCCAGAUACAACCUUCGGUCGAGCUCAGAAUUGGAUGACGAUGGUGGUUUUAACUACCACAAGCUUUACGGUAUGUUUCAAUGAGCCCUGAUCUCAAGUCCGACCAGGCGCAUGCUAAC
Molecule: messenger RNA, 1327 nt
Organism: Neurospora tetraspora
Lineage: Eukaryota; Fungi; Ascomycota; Sordariomycetes; Sordariales; Sordariaceae
Exons: 1
Coding region: 130-1050 (306 amino acids)
Source: RefSeq, a predicted model, not a curated record